This is a messenger RNA of Aspergillus wentii DTO 134E9, 1793 nucleotides long. RefSeq names its product alanine--glyoxylate transaminase. The transcript has 3 exons. The coding region runs from base 1 to 1593 and encodes 530 amino acids. Gene Ontology annotation, molecular function: L-alanine:glyoxylate transaminase activity; L-serine:pyruvate transaminase activity. Lineage: Eukaryota; Fungi; Ascomycota; Eurotiomycetes; Eurotiales; Aspergillaceae. The record is from RefSeq and is a predicted model, not a curated record. Gene Ontology annotation, cellular component: peroxisome.
AUGGAUGGGUAUACGGAAACAGUACUGCAUGUACCUACGGACUACAGGAUAGAGAAAAAGGGCUGCAAUUGGACAGCCUUCAAAGCCAUAGUAAUAAAAUCAUCCUCAUUGAAUAAUAAACCUCAAUAUCACGGAAACUUCUCCAUGUUCAACGAAUCCUCAACAACUCCAUCGAAGAAUGCGCAACGGAAGGCUCCGCCCGGUUCGACAGUCUCCGAAAUGGCUCCAAAGGGGACGACGCAACGCCUGAGCCUGAUUUCCAGACACCUGGACCAGCGCCUACCGUUGCCUGACCUUAAUACUCCUUUCUCGACCGAGAGGACUUCUCGUGAACCCGACGAUAUCGAAUAUAAACCCAUCGACCGCACUGUUCCCCCUCCACGUUUUGCUAACUCUCCUAUUGACCCCCCAUCCCAAUCGCCCCCCACCAAGAUGUCAUCCCAAGCUCCUCACAACACCCUCCUGAUCCCAGGACCCAUUGAGUUCGACGAUGCCGUUCUCCAGUCCAUGUCCCACUAUGCUGAGAGCCACGUCGCUCCCGGCUUCGUCAAGGUCUUUGGCGAGACCUUGACCCUCGUUCGCAAGCUCUUCCAGUCCACCAACCCCGCAGCACAGCCUUUCAUCAUCUCCGGUAGCGGCACCCUUGGCUGGGAUAUCGUGGCUUCGAACUUACUCGAGAGGGGAGAGAAUGCCCUGGUCCUGCACACCGGCUACUUUGCCGAUUCCUUCGCCACAUGCUUGGAAACAUACGGUGCCAACGCUACACAGCUCAAGGCACCCAUUGGAGACCGUCCGUCGCUCGCCGAGGUUGAGCAGGCGCUCAAGGAGAAGCCCUACAAGGUCGUCACCAUCACCCACGUUGACACCUCGACCGGUGUCCUGAGUGACAUCAAGGGUGUGACCGAGGUUGUUCGUCGGGUUAGCCCGCAAACCCUGGUCGUCGUCGACGGUGUUUGCAGCGUUGGAUCUGAGGAGAUUGCUUUUGAUGAGUGGGAUAUCGACGUUGUCCUGACUGCCAGCCAGAAGGCGAUCGGCUGCCCUCCCGGUCUCAGUAUCUUGAUGACCUCCGGUCGGGCCAUCGAGACCGUCAAGUCGCGCAAGACCCCUCCGUCUUCGUACUACGCAUCCAUCAACAACUGGCUGCCUAUUAUGCAAAACUACGAGAACUUCAAGCCUUCUUACUUCGCCACCCCUCCUACCCAGCUCGUUCACGCCCUGCACACUACUCUCUCCCAGAUCACUGCUCGCCCUCUGGCUGAGCGCUUUGCUAUCCACACCCAGGCCUCUGAUCGUGUCAAGGCCACUGUCGCAGAACUUGGUCUGUCCCAAUUGGCCGCCAAGCCCGAGAACCAGGCCCACGGUAUGACUGCCAUCUACCUGCCCGAUGGUCUGGCACCACCCGAUGUGCUGCCCGGUCUGCUGAAGCGUGGCGUGAUCUUCGCAGCUGGCCUGCACAAGGAGAUCGCCACCAAGUACAUUCGUUUCGGACACAUGGGCGUCAGCGUCACUGACCCCGCCCGUAACGAUAUUGACAGGGCCAUCGCUUCCCUCAAAGAGGCGCUCACUGAAGCCAAGCAGGCCAAGGGAUUGUAAAAGAAUUUACCAGGUAUAGAGAUUAAUGAUUUUCUUUUCAUCCCUUUUGCUUCAAAAGGAAAGAAUUUUAAAGAAUUUACGAACCAAACAUGGGUUAAAUGACAAAUCCAUGAUGAUAACAAUCAAAUAUAUAAAUUAAAUCAAUUUUCCCAUCAAGACCAAUCCGUAGAGGCCUUUGUAGUUUGAAUGCGGGGUCUGGG